CUUUCGGGAUUGUAGUCUCUUCCAGUCCGGCGGCUUCAGCAGCUCGUCCCGGCGGCGGCGGCGGCGGCGCCGAAACUCUCGCCAACAUGGGCAAGUCGUUCGCUAACUUCAUGUGCAAGAAGGAUUUCCACCCGGCCUCCAAGUCCAACAUUAAAAAGGUCUGGAUGGCAGAGCAAAAAAUCUCGUAUGAGAAAAAGAAACAGGAAGAACUAAUGCAACAAUAUGUAAAAGAACAAGAUUUGUACGAUAACAGGUUGCUCAUGGGUGAUGAACGAGUAAAAAAUGGGCUUAACUUUAUGUACGAAGCACCUCCAGGAACAAAGUCUGAGAGUACUGAGGCAGAAGGGGAAACUGAAUAUAAGUUUGAAUGGCAGAAGGUUGCUCCACGAGAAAAAUAUGCCAAGGAUGACAUGAACAUUCGAGACCAGCCUUUUGGAAUCCAGGUUCGGAAUGUCAGGUGUAUUAAAUGCCAUAAAUGGGGUCAUGUGAAUACAGACAGAGAAUGCCCAUUAUUUGGCCUUUCAGGAAUCAAUGCAAGUUCAGUGUCUACAGAAGGUGCAGGCCCAUCGAUGCACCCCUCAGAGCUGAUGGCAGAGAUGAAAAACAGCGGCUUUGCACUGAAACAAAGUGUGUUGGGCAGGAAUACAAAUGAUUCAUCACAGGUGUACGUAGCAAGCGAAGAGGAUGACGAUCCUGAGGUGGAAUUUUUAAAAUCUCUUUCUACUAAACAAAAACAAAAACUUUUGAGGAAACUUGAUCACAUGGAAAAAAAGAAAAAGCGAGAGAAAAAGAAAAAGCAAAAGAAGAAGAAAAGCAAAGGUAAACAGAAGAAGAAAAAGGAAAGUAGUUCAUCCUCUUCCAGUGAAACCACGGAAAGUAGUUCUAGUGAUUCGGAUGUUGAAGAAAAAAGAGAUGUGCGCAAGAAAAAGAAAUCUUCAAAGAAAAAACGAAAUACUUCUUCGGACCGUGAUGUUGGCAAAAGUAACUCUCAUAACCAAAAUUUGACCAAAACCUAUUCAAGCAAUGAAUCCAAGGUUUUACACAAGGGUUCAGAGACAACCAGUAGCAGAAAACAGAGUAGGAGUAGAAGUAGAAGCAAAAAUAGGGAAAGAAGUCAAAGCCGAAGCCACAGCAGAGAUGUGCAUAGAGAGCGAAAAAGAGGAGACAGGCAAAGCAGAAGUCACAGUAGAGAAAAAUACAGUGGCAGGACAUAUAGAGAUCAAAGCCGGAGCAGAGAGGGAGAUUGGAAGAGCAGAACAGAUGGCAGGCACCAGAUUGGAAGAAGCAGUAGAUAUAAGCAGAAGGAAAGGAGAGAGAGUGAAAAUCAGAAAACAUAUCAGCAAAGUGUGCAAUGGAGAGAACAAGGGACCGUAAGGAUGAGGCAAAGCAUGAAAGAGGGUUUAUAUAAUACCUAAUGUAUCAGAAGUGACAAAGUCCUUGAAAUGAAUAGAGGCAGAAAGGCAGAACCCGAAGGGCUUUUUUAUUGUUAACAAAACAUUAAUUGACAUGCUAUAAACAAUUUUGCUAAGUGUAUAAGCCGUUUGUUGAAUGUUUUAGCAAUUUAAUUUAUGUACAGUCUUUUGUGCUAUUAGACAUGACAGCUGUUUAAUCCCUUAAUCUACUACUGUAUUUUUUUCUAAUUUCUUCUUAAAUAAAUUCCAUGUUAAAAGACAA
Molecule: messenger RNA, 1674 nt
Organism: Callorhinchus milii (elephant shark)
Lineage: Eukaryota; Metazoa; Chordata; Chondrichthyes; Chimaeriformes; Callorhinchidae
Gene: cirsr
Product: corepressor interacting with RBPJ, CIR1
Exons: 10
Coding region: 87-1415 (442 amino acids)
Biological process (GO): negative regulation of DNA-templated transcription
Cellular component (GO): nucleus
Molecular function (GO): transcription corepressor activity
Source: RefSeq, a predicted model, not a curated record